GUGCUGUAAAAUGUCCACACUAGAACCACAUUUCGGCUAAAGUUGAAACAACAACAAAAUAGUUUAAAUAAUUAGUUAAAGUUCUCAAUAUCCGUAUUUUCUAUCACCUUUGAGGACCAGGAUUGCUUUACAAGGAAUCCGGGAGAAACCACGUAUAAUGACAAGUCCGUCGCGGGAUAUUAACGAUCUAUUCGACGACAUUGUCCUGACCGAGGAAAAGGAAGCGCGAUUGGGAUACGAAGAGGGAUUGAAAGACGGCCAGGAGCAGGGCAACGAGGAGGGCUACAAAUUGGGUUACGCCCAGGGAGUCUCCCUUGGCGAGGAGCUAGGCAAGAUCCUGGGUCAGGUGGUGGCCCAGCAGCAACUGAAGCACACGGACAAGGUGCGUCGCAGUCUGGAACAGCUGCGCUCGCUCAUCGAGGAGUUUCCCCGCACCAACGAUCCGCAGGCGGAUAUCGUGGGAGCUGUGCAAGACAUUCGGUCCUCCCACCGUCGUCUUCGCGCCUUACUGGGAUCCAAGAAAACACCUGGAGCAGCACCCUCAGAACCACCUGCUGUCGAACACAAGGACUACAGUUUCUAG
This is a messenger RNA of Drosophila biarmipes, 583 nucleotides long. Its product is annotated as protein LTO1 homolog. The record is from RefSeq and is a predicted model, not a curated record. Lineage: Eukaryota; Metazoa; Arthropoda; Insecta; Diptera; Drosophilidae. The coding region runs from base 158 to 583 and encodes 141 amino acids. The transcript has a single exon.